This is a messenger RNA of Apiotrichum porosum, 1311 nucleotides long. RefSeq lists its product as uncharacterized. The record is from RefSeq and is a predicted model, not a curated record. Lineage: Eukaryota; Fungi; Basidiomycota; Tremellomycetes; Trichosporonales; Trichosporonaceae. The transcript has 5 exons. Bases 1 to 1311 code for a protein of 436 amino acids.
AUGCUCAUGACACAGUUCGACAUUGAUGAUCUCGCCGUGGCCAUGUUGGGCACCCAGAAGGCCUUCCCUAACAACGCCUUCUCCAUGCCUACUACUAACCUGGACCCCUACACCCCUCCCAUGCUCGUCCGCCAGCAAUACCCACCCAACCUCAACCUCGGCGCCAGCCACGCGCUUGUCUGUGGCACUGAAACCGUCGCCGGCCUUGAAAGCCUUGUUACACCUUUUACUGGUCCAUUUGUACCCACUCAUGUCUACUCCUAUUCGCCUCGCCUUGUCACGAGCACUAGCAUGUCACCUACGACGUCGACGUCGAGCAUGGGCUCGUGCAUCGACCCUUCCUUUCUCACUGUGGCCAGCCUGCCCCCCUCACCGAUCCACGACCCGCGCUCGCCCAUCAAGACUGAGCACGGCGACCGCCUGAUGCUUCCCCAGGCGGAACGUGUGCCAAGCUCUUCCAGCUCGGUCCCCUCGAGUCUUCCAGACUGCAAGUACUGGACGUGCCCCCCAAAGGGCGGCGACACGGACCGUGAGCAAGGACCUUUGGCAACGGACCACGACGAGGACGGCCCCAAGCCAUACUGGCUGGCGACCCCCUUUGGCACGCCGCACAUCACCCCACCCACCACCCCUCCUCCCCUUGUCAAGGAUUCAUCGCCGUACACGGAUCCACCACCCACUCCUCCCACGGCCCAGGUCGUCACGCCUACCAAGAAGCGUGCGGCCACGUCGCUCCCCAAGUUGUCCCCCAACAACAAGUGCACCACCACUACCCCUCCUACCAGUCCUACUCCCAGCAUCACGACCAACAUGGCCCACUACUCUGCGGGUGUCUACUACGAGAGCGAGGACGAGCUCCAGGACGAGGACGUCUCCGACUACACCCCGCCGCCUCCCAAGCCCACCAAGGCCACCCCUACCAAGCGUGUCCGCAAGGCCCCUACCCCUUCACCCCCGCCGCCUCCUGCGCGCAGCAGCAAGUCCAAGUCGUCGGCGCACACCAAGGCGUCGUCGUCGUCGGCGACGCGCCCCAAGCCCAAGUCGGCCUCGUGGAUUGCCCGCGCCGGCGAGCGCCGCAUGGCCCAGAACCGCUCCGCCCAGUUCAAGUACCGCAACAAGAACAAGAGGCUCGAGGAGCUCGUAAGUGCUGAACACAUGUGCCUUUCGCUCAACUCGCAGCGCUUCGAGUUCUCGGCCGACGUCGGCUCGGCGGUCACCCAGCUCAACCGCGGCGAAAUCACGCCCUCCAAGGCCAUGCAGGCCAUCUCGUCCGCCUGCUCCAGGUACGAGCAGGACACUGCGAGUGAGUAG